Messenger RNA from Penicillium canescens, 2297 nucleotides. RefSeq names its product class I SAM-dependent methyltransferase. Bases 1377 to 2297 code for a protein of 306 amino acids. NCBI's taxonomy places the organism in Eukaryota, Fungi, Ascomycota, Eurotiomycetes, Eurotiales, Aspergillaceae. Gene Ontology annotation, molecular function: methyltransferase activity. The transcript is spliced from 8 exons. The record is from RefSeq and is a predicted model, not a curated record.
UGGUCCGGGGCGUGAGUAAAUGAUUUAAAAACCUGUGUCACCAAGGCUCCGGUCCAAUUGUGGGCAGCUUCUUUUCUUUUUCGUCUUGAUUGGAACUGACAGCGGGAACCAGCGAAGAUCAAUUUCCAGACCUCUGGAAUCUGUAAUGUACAUGUAAUGCAGGGCGUACAGAAAGGGCUGGACAGAAGUCCAAUACCAAAGCUUUUGUUUCAAUUUGGUUUAUCAUGAUGUUCGAUUCAUGAUGGGCUUUUUCUCCUUAUGGCCAUGUUGCACUGCUUUUGGACAAUCGUUUCAGCCUCAUGUCCAAGUGUUGGGUGAUUCAGGUUGGUUUUUGCAUUGUCUGAGCGAAAUCCUUGUGACACCUUUCGUCGUUCAGAACACCUUGUUGGUAGGAUUUGAGGAAGAAUCACCGUAAGCAACAAUAGGUUCGAUUUUCUGGAUAGUCGCGCUAUAACCGUUAAUACCCGUCAAAGGAAUCCUUCGAUUUUACCACAGAAACGACCCUUACAGGUUCGGUAUGGAUGUCCUAGUCAGAUGCAGUGUGAGCGGGUUUGCACUCAAUCCACACUGUCGGGCGUCCUUGGACCCUUCAUGCAAAGUAGGUACUGUGCGUGACGGCGAACUGUGCAUUAGUUGACGGCACUGCCGCCUAGGCUCAAGGUUCGUUAGCUUGGCUUUAAGCGGCGGAACCGAGUCAAGUCUAUCCUGAUACUUCCAUGUCAGUAUGCCAAUCCUGCCAGCACAUUUCGUGAACCACUGUUCGGUUACUCAACCGACCCGCCUUCUUGCUUCUUCCAUCCUGGUUGAAUAUCCCAUUCCCCUGGAGUAGAAUACUUGGAAGGUUGUCACGCGCGGUACCUUCUUUGUGGUGUGAAUGAGGUCUCGGAGUUGCCCUGGACCACAUCAGCGAUCCGGAGGGAAUUAGGAGUCCGCAGUAAUCGUAUUUGGUUACCACUUACGCUGGCCCCAUCGGUGCUAAUUAUUUGGCCGUUGAGCGCCCCGUGUCUUCACAAAUCGUUUUUGUGAUCUUCCACGAGGCAAUUGAAUUGGGCGGACCAUUUGGCUUUCUCCAUUUGUCCAUUCGGGUUCACUGUAUGAUCGAAAGCCCCUCCAUACCACCAUCACCAACAGACGCUCAAAGGUGAAUGAUCCUCGCGCGAGCCGCCAUCCUAAAGGUGCCGUUGCCGCCGACGUCUCCAAGCGGUACCCGAUCGCUUCCAUUAAAAUCACAUCGAUUUUCGCUCCUUUUUCAAACAUCGUGAUCUGAUGCACUUUGUUGGACCCGGAAGAUUCAACCCCGCCCUAGCCAGACUAAUCCGUAUAUACCAGCUGAGAUUUCCUUCUUCGUCUACCACUCCACUUGAUUCAGGGUGAUAAUGGCGAGUCCGGAUUCACAGACAAUAGAACUAGAUCGUGAAUAUCUCGCUACUGUCACAUUCCAGGGCCGCGAGUAUCAGAAAUAUUCGAUCGAUCACCGCACAUAUUUCGGACCAGUCGAUGAGGAAGAAGCAGAUCGGCUCGAGGACGAGCAGCAAGUGUUUCAAAGAAUUUUCGAUAACCGCCUCAUAUUUCCACCAAUACGUCGACUUCGAAGAGUGUUAGACUGCGGGCAUGGAUCCGCCUCCUGGGCUGUCGAGGUUGCUGAACAAAAUCCCAGCUGCGAGGUCAUCGGCGUGGACAUUGCCCCGCACAUGAAUCCAGACGAUAUGCCUGACAACUUGUGGCUUCAGGUCGAUGAUCUGAAUCGCCGUUUCACAUUUCCCACCAACCACUUCGAUCUUGUCCACUCGAGACUCCUUGCGACCGGUAUCCACCGAGCCCGAUGGCCAUCCUAUCUCCGUGACAUAGUCAGUGUACUGAAGCCAGGAGGAUGGGUACAGAUGGUCGAGAUAUACUUCAAUGUGCAAUCUGACAAUGGCUCACUCACUGACGACCAUGCCCUGAGAAGGUGGAGCACACACUAUCUGCGUGCUUUGGAGGAUAGGAAAGAUCUUCGAAUUGGUUCGAAACUGAGAACACUCAUGACAGAGGCGGGCUUUGUAGAGGUGGACACAAAGAUGAUCCCUCUUCCUUUGUCAGCGUGGUCGAAUGAUGCAAGAAUGCGAAACAUCGGCCGGUCGAACCACGAAAAUAUCAAGCAACUUCUUCGAUCACUCGCCCUCUACCCAUUGAUUCAACGUUUGCAUAUGUCACCACAGAAUUUCGAGGCCCUUGUCACGCAAGCACAGCGGGAGGCUGCUGACCACACGUUGAAACCAUAUUUUCCACUGUACGUCUGCAUUGGCCGAAAGCCAUAG